Molecule: messenger RNA, 1592 nt
Organism: Sipha flava (yellow sugarcane aphid)
Lineage: Eukaryota; Metazoa; Arthropoda; Insecta; Hemiptera; Aphididae
Product: cell adhesion molecule 1-like
Exons: 6
Coding region: 291-1214 (307 amino acids)
Source: RefSeq, a predicted model, not a curated record
GCCACGACAGUCAGUACCACGUCGGCAACCGUACCGAACACUGGGCGCUCGUGCCGGUCGCGAGAACGUGCGAACACCGGUCGGACAUCGUUUCUUUCGUUCGUGAACCGCGUGCUCGUGACAAACAUUAGCGCCGCGGUUCCGUUCGCGCGAUUCGAACACGACGGACAGAGAGAUAAAAAAAAAGUUAGAAGAAAAACACGUGCGUUUUCCGCGCGGUUUUCCCGUGCACCGCCGUUGAUCCGCGUGCGCUGCAGUAGCGGCCGCGGCGGCCCGGCGUCGCACCGCGGAUGGAACCGCCACGGCCGUCGGCCACGGCCACCACGGGCAGACCGGCCGCCGCCUUCGUUUGCCUGCUCGCGCUGCUGCUGGCCCUGGCCUCCGACGUGUUCGGUCUAAAAGGCGUGCGUAUUUGGAAUCCGGAAGCUAUCCGAGUGGGCGAGUCGUUACGGCUGUCAUGCGACUACGAUUUAGACGGUGUGGCGCUGUACUCGAUAAAAUGGUACUUUGGCGAUCAAGAGUUUUACAGAUUCGUGCCGAAGGAAUCGCCGCCGACCAGGGUCUUUCUCCCGUUGUCUGGCGGAACAUCGGUCGAUAUGUCGGAGUCAGAUGAUCAUUCCGUCACGUUGACCAACUUGCCGCGUGACAUGUCCGGCCAUUACAAGUGCGAGGUGUCCACGGACGCUCCGCUGUUUCACACGCAGAUCAAAGAAUCGUACAUAACGAUAAUCGAAGAACCGCAGACGCCACCCUUGAUGAUUGCCGGGAAGCUCAAGUACAGCAAAGACGAAUCGGUCAGCAUCAACUGUACAUCAUACUCGGCGUUUCCCGCUACCAACCUCACGUGGUUCAUAAACGACAAAAAGGUGAACAAUUUGACCAAGUACAUCAAGACGGUAUCAUGGGCCGUUAACGAAACGGACGGGCUUCAGACCAGCAGAUCACGAUUAGAGACGAUUGCCCGGCCCGCGCUCUUUCCAGGCGGCCGCAUGACUGUCCGUUGCGAGUCCAAUCAGUUUCAGCUGUACAAAAAGUACUCGGUCAUCGAACUGACGGACGAUUCGCCCCGACUGGCCCAGAUGAUCAGCCCUACCACCGUGAUGAGAGCGGGUGGACCUCAAGCGAAUGCAGCCGACCGGUCCGUUACCAGAGCCGUUUUAGUCGUGUUGGUCACAUUUGUAACCGAUCGGAUAGCGCUGUCCUUGUCUAGAUAGCUUUAAGGUUCGCAGGACACGCAAUAGUCUCACAACCAUCUACGCGCUCCGACGCACUGUAAUUAUGUUCUAAUAAUAUACGCAGGUCGUAUUCGAUUUAUAAGUACUUUACGUGAACAAUAAACGUAUGUAUAAAUAAUUAUGUAUUUUAUAAGUUUGUGAAUUCGAUUGAAUAUAUAAUGUUAAGUGUACGAUUAUUAUUAAUAUUAUUAUAACUAAUGUUAUUAUUAAUGUUUGUGUGCCGGGAGAAGACAGAUUUGUGUUUCGGCCGCAAUUAAAAAAAAAAAAAAGUGUUAAAAACCCUGUGCCCAAACGACCGUAACGAUCUCGUUUUCCACAGUAAAAAAAAAAAAAAAAAAUCAAUAUAUUUCGUCGAUU